UCGUAAACAACGUUGAAUCGUGUCCCGUUUAAUUUUAAAUAUUAUAUCUUAUUUUAUUUAUAGAAGUGAACCCUUAAAAAUAACUAGCAAUGUCUGGUACAAGUGGCUCAGGAGGUGGUGUUGUUCGUAAUAGCGCGUUGGAGUUUGUUGCGCCUGCGCAAGCGACAAUGAAUCAAGAAGCCCCUGCCACAUUACAAGGACCACAGGCUGAUGAGAUGAAUCAAACAGAGCGCCUCAUGCCUCCAGGAUUGAAAGCUCUGUAUGAUGUUUGCUCUAAGGUAUAUCCAGAUCAGCCUAAUCCUCUUCAGGUUACUACAAGACUUAAGUAUUGGCUUGGUGGUCAAGAUCCUUUGGAUUAUAUUAGUAUGUACUGGAAUGCCGGUAGACCUGAUGAAAACAUACCACCACACUGGCAUUAUGUGAGUUUUGGAUUAUCAGACCUGCAUGGGGAUGGUAGAGUCCACCCUGAGCCAGAUCCUGUAGAAUGCAGCUCAGGUUAUGGUUUGGAGUUGACAUUCAGACUCGAAUCCCAAGAGAGAGAGCCUCCCCUUUGGCCGGCCACAUUAUUACAAGCAUUAGCGAGAUAUAUUUUCACAACUGGUAACAAGUUUAUGGCUGGUGACCACGUGUCGUGGCACGCGCCACUGGACGGUGGUCACAGUCGGCUGCGGCACUUGCUGGUAGCGGAGGACCCUCGCCUGCCCCAAGCUCACACUCCACACGGCACCGUUACCUUCCUACAGAUGGUCGGCUGUACCAGCAGAGAGUUGCGAGCGGCGCAGCGAGGGUCAGGUUUCGAAGUUUUAAAAAUAAUCAGCGAGGAUCCAAAGUGCGGGGGGGCGUGGCUGGUGUCGCGCGCGGCGCGGCGCGUGUCGGCGCGGGGCGCGGGCGCGGGGCGGGCGCGCGCGGCGCACCUCGCCGGCGUGUCGGCGCGCGUGCGCUGGCUCUCGCUCGCACGCAAGAGUCCAGAAGAACAAGCGAGUCCACUAUCCCCGAUCUUGGAGCAACAAAUCAAAGAUACUCUACAGAGGGGCCUGAGCUGUAUGAGUGAUAGGGGGGCGGAAGGUCACAACAUGUCAACAGAUAGCUUCGAGAUGACCAGCAUCGAGCGAGCGCUACCACAGUUACCAGAAACCAUGCAGGGUUCGUGGCGGAGUGAUGCUGAAAUAGAAUACUUGGACGGUGUCCACGUCAUGUUGAACGCUGAGGGCGCGAGUUUGUUGCCGUUGGCUAUCGAUGGUCGAGUGCUACAAUCUCAUCACUUCACGUGGAGGCAAGGCCCUCGCGCUGUCACCGUCCUGCCACCUACUGUUGUAGGGGCUUUCGUCACGCCGAAGAAGCCGUACGCAACUAAAGGGGCAUGGCUACAGGUCUUAAUUCCGCCGGACUUAGCACAGGAGAUGUCAAAACAAGUCUCCAAUCUAUCAAGGCUCGCAGAGAGUGACUCAGAGGAAAGUGACUCGAGCACAGAGAAGCCACCUAAGCCGAGUCUCCCAAUCACAUUGAACUGGCCGAGAUAUAGACUUAGUUUAUCCGUUUUACAUGAUAUGGAGAUAUUGUAAUUUAUACAACACAAGCCGUAAUUGUUAUUAUUAAUAUUUCUUCAUCUGGCUUGACUUAAUUUUAUCGCUUUUCCACAUGAUGGGAAAAACUAAUAUUCGUUCGUUAAUAAAUAAAAAUAUGAUCAAAUUAGUUUUGAAUAUUAUGAAAAA
This is a messenger RNA of Nymphalis io (European peacock), 1712 nucleotides long. RefSeq names its product suppressor of fused homolog (gene Su(fu)). NCBI's taxonomy places the organism in Eukaryota, Metazoa, Arthropoda, Insecta, Lepidoptera, Nymphalidae. Gene Ontology annotation, cellular component: cytoplasm; nucleus. Gene Ontology annotation, molecular function: transcription factor binding. The transcript has 12 exons. The record is from RefSeq and is a predicted model, not a curated record. Bases 90 to 1562 code for a protein of 490 amino acids.